Anolis carolinensis (green anole) is the source of this 4056-nucleotide messenger RNA. It is a transcript of the gene utp14a, whose product is annotated as UTP14A small subunit processome component. Gene Ontology annotation, cellular component: small-subunit processome; nucleolus. Lineage: Eukaryota; Metazoa; Chordata; Lepidosauria; Squamata; Anolidae. Gene Ontology annotation, biological process: rRNA processing. The transcript has 14 exons. Bases 561 to 2732 code for a protein of 723 amino acids. The record is from RefSeq and is a predicted model, not a curated record.
GGAGCCGCCUCUCCUCAAGCAGGAUUCUCCUGAGGGAAGGCGAAAGUAAGCCAGCAAUUGACAGGGACAGCGGUUUUUAUUUCCCCGUUGAAGCUGUGGCAGUUUAUUCAAGACGGGGAAACAAGUUACACGCCUCUCUGAUUCCGUGUUUCUGAGGGAAUCAGAAAGCCCCAUGCUUUGCGAGGCCUCUUGCUCUCCAAGGGCGGCCUCUUUGCUGAGGGUGGCCUUAGAUUGGUCAAGCCGCACGCCCUUCAAAGAAAUGACAGGAGGCGUGGCCUGUCAGGAUUUCUGACAGCUAGAUGGGGCGGAGUCGCCAAGAGAAUGGCCUGCCAUUGGUUUGGAAAAGGCUCGGGGGCGUGUCCGGCUGGCCAGCUCCGCCUCCGUAGUCAAAUUCUCAGUAAGGGAAAAAAGGGCGGAAGUGCUGCAAAAUUGUAACUUCGGGAGCGGAAACGCUGACUCGUUUUGCGGCAAGCAGUUUGCCAGAGGGGCAAACAGCACGUGUGGAAAAGUUCUUCCCAUUUGGGCAAGGAAGGAAGGGAUUUAGCGGACUCCCUUUCCCGAUGGCGGCGGCAGAAGAAGAUGAGCCGAUUCUGAGCGGCCCAGAGGAGGAGGAAGAGGCAGGCGAUGAAGAGGCAGCAAAGAGACACCGCCAGCUUGUGGAUACACUUAGUACUUUGUCUGGAGGAAAGCGAUUGCGAGCCACUGAGCGUACUGAGGCAAGCAGGCAGAUCUCAGAAUUUGAUGUUGGUGGAGGUGCUGACGAGAAAGUGGUCCUCUCAGAGCUCCUGAAGCCAGCUUCCGCAUCCCCAGCUUUACGCCGCCUUCGCAAACAACUGAACAAAGCCCAGCAAAAGAAGGCUGUCAAGCUCCCUUUGAGCAAGGAGGAGAAUGAACGGGUGGUGCGGGAAGCGGCCUACACACAGACAGCCCAAGACCUGGCCAAGUGGGAUCCGGUUGUCCGGCAAAACCGGCGUGCUGAACAGCUUGUUUUCCCACUGCAGCAGGAAAGUGUGACCGUUGCGCCUGUUGAAGAAGUAAUUAGCAGUUGGCAGGCACGGACGCCCCUGGAACAAGAGAUUUUCAGUCUCCUUCACAAAACGCAGCAGCCAAUAAAGGAUCCGCUCCUGACGCCCUAUGAAAAGGCUUCGCUGCAGGCCAUGAGCCUGGAGGAGGCUCAGUUACGCCGGAUGGAGCUCCAGAGGGCUCGAGCCCUUCAGUCCUAUUAUGAAGCAAAAGCACGGCGCAAAGGAAAGAUCAAAAGCAAAAAGUAUCACAAAGUGCUGAGGAAAGGCAAGAGUCGCAAAGUCCUUCAAGAGUUUGAGAUGCUCCAAAAAAGCAAUCCUGAGGCAGCUCUGGAGCAGCUGGAAAAGAUUGAGAAAGCACGUAUUGAGGAGAGAAUGAGCCUCAAGCAUCAGAACAAAGGCAGGUGGGCCAAGUCAACUGUCCUCAUGGCAAAGUACAACCUGGAGGCCAGGCAAGCGAUGCAAGAGCAGCUGGCCCGGAACAAAGAACUGACAGAGAAAGUACUCUUGGAAUCGGAUAAUGAGGACGGAGGCAACAACUCUGACGCUGAAGGGGGUCUCAUCCCAGAUGUUGUCAAUGAUGGGCAUAUUGGGAUGAAUCCAGACAACCCGUGGAUGUUGGGAAAGACUUGCGCAAACCCCAAAGAGGAUAUACCAGCUCAAGCCAAUGACAGCGAGGAGAGCGAUGGAGAGGAGGCGCCAUUGCAAAGUUUGAUGGAGUCUGAGCAGGGCCAGCAAGGCAGUUCUGAGCUGCAAGGUCCCGGCGAAGAGGAAACUAUUCCCAUGCUGUCUGAUGUGCUUCCUCCAGCGCCCCCAAGUCCUGCACCAGAGGAGCCCUUUCUGAAGGAGACACUAGAUCAGCUUCACACCUUGGAAGAUGUAGAGGCCUUGGAGCCAGAGAUUGCAUCCCAGGAAGACCGAACUUCAUCUUCCAAGGAGGCAGUGCUGUUGGAGCCUGCAGAAGCAAAGUCAUCACUUCAAGCCAAGGGUGCCCCAGACCUCUCACAGGCUACGUCCAAGGCAGGCAAGAAAAAGCCAGCCAAGCGGAAGGCCCUGAUUGACCUGAAGGCAGUCCUUGCAGAGGCACCCCAGGCUGUGAAGUGCCCACUUGUGCCCAGUGUUGUGCAAGAUGAGUUUGAUGCAGACACAGACCAGCGGCGUGUCAUCCAGGAGGCCUUUGCCAAUGACAACGUGAUGGCAGAUUUCAUGAAGGAGAAGCGGCGAGCGGAGGAGGCUAGCAAGCCCAAAGCGGUUGAUUUGGUUCUCCCAGGAUGGGGCGAGUGGGGAGGCACAGGGCUACGGCCAAGCUCCAAGAAGAAGAAACGGUUCUUUAUCAAACCAGCACCUCAAACCCAAAGGAAGGACAAGCAUCUGCCUCAUGUUAUUCUGAGUGAACAGCGCAAUAUCUUGGCUGCGGGUUAUCAGGUGAAUCAACUGCCGUUUCCCUUUGAGAACAGCCAGCAGUUUGAGCGCAGCAUCCAAGCCCCGGUGGGGCCCACCUGGAACACCCAGCGUGCCUUUCAGCGGCUGACCGCCCCUCGCGUCAUCACCCAGCCGGGCCACAUCAUCCGCCCCAUCACUGCAGAGGAUGCCAACCUGCCUAGCCAAAAGGAUAAGACAGACGGCGCCAGGAAAAAGCCAGAUUUGAGGCUGGCUACAUCUCCCCGCAAGGGCCGUCCACACUAUUCUGCGAAGAAGAAGAAACGGUAGAACAUGUGCCUGCGCUCAGUUGCUAGUCCAAACUCAGUAGAGCCUUUGAACCCAGUGCUGAAGAAGAUAUAUAUAAAAUAAAUACCACUCAUUUGUUAGGUUUACUCCAGUUGGGAGUAGCUACUGGGUGGAGAUUCAGGCUUGUUCUACACUGUCAUAUAAUCAAAGUAGAUAGUCCACAUUGACAGUGUAGACCUGUUUGAGUCUACACCGCCAUAUAACCCAGUUCAAAGCAAAUAAUCUGGAUUUUAUAUGGCAGUAUAGAAGGGCAGUAUUCUAUUGCACAUCUGGGUCCAUAUCCCAACUUUCCUCCCAUCUGAGGAAGCCUUCCAGAUGUUUUGGGUUUCACGUUCCAUCAGCUCCAGUCAGCCUAGUUAAUGAUCUGGAAUGUUGUGAACUGUAGCAUAAAAUUAAAUAUCUGUUUCAACGAGACUGGAGUCUUAUUGUUACUACCCAAAUCUGCACCUCCUCCCUAUGUUCACUAACCUGGAGGAAGCUGCCAUGGAGUCUCUUGAGUUUUUCCUUUCCUGAGUGCUGCUCAGAAGGAGGCAGUGCACUUGCUUUACCAACUGAAGAUGAUUUAGUUGGAGAUAUUGUUCUUUUUUCAAAAAAUAGAUAAAAAUAGAUGUUAUUCCUCUUCUGCUCCUCCAGUGAAUUCCAUUUUAAUUCCACCAUAGUUAUGGUCCUUGGCGGAAAAAGAGAAGGGAUGGAAUCAGAUCCGGUAAAAGCAAGGGAUAAUCAAUAAUACCCAGUGUCCAGUGUUAAUAUUACUGGAGAAUAUUUGCUAAAAUGAUGACUUUUUCCCCAGUUUUUUUCACACUCACCAAAUUGGCAGCAAUACCAAAUAAAGGGGGGAAAUCGUGUAAUGAUAAUACAGGUUUCCUUGAAGGUGUUUUUGGCUUCUUCUGCGCUGCCAUAUAAAUUUGAACAGGAUUAUGUGGCAAUGUAGACUCAUAUAAUCCAGUUUAAAGCAGAUAAUGUGGAUGAUUGUUUUGAUAAUCUGGAUUAUAUGGCAGUGUAGAAGGAGCCUCAGUUGCCCUUUGCAAUUUGAAAACUGGUGCUUUCAUGAGAAUUCAUCAGCACAGUUAGGGGAUUGUGUGAUGUAUAGUCCAGAAGAUCUGGAAGAUGGGAGGUGGCAGCAGGUUUGUUUAGCAAAAUAAUGACUUGUGGCUCCACGAAGCUCCAGUCUGCAUGGCCAGCAGCCAGGGAUUCUGGGCAUUGAAGCUCAAAAAAACAUUUGGGGAACCACUGCCUGAAAGCCAGAGCUGUUGCUUAGAGAAUGGGAUGGAGGCAAGAUACAAAAAUAAAGUUGUUGUUGUUGUUA